Rubroshorea leprosula is the source of this 1067-nucleotide messenger RNA. The record is from the annotation of a GenBank genome assembly. Lineage: Eukaryota; Viridiplantae; Streptophyta; Magnoliopsida; Malvales; Dipterocarpaceae.
GCAAACCCAAGCUCUGGGUUUUCUCAAACCACCAAGAAAGUGAUGAUCGUCGCCGUCGAUGACAGCGAGCACAGCGCCUACGCGUUGGAGUGGACGCUCAAUACCUCUGCAAACCCAGGCUUUCGAUUUUCCCAAACGGCGGAGAAGCGAGUGAUGAUCAUCUCCGUCAAUGAUGGCGAGCACAGCCCAGGUGUGAGUGUGGAGUGGACGCUCGAUCACUUCUUUGUUCCUCUAGGUGAUAGUGCCUUGUUCAAUCUCGUCAUCAUUCACACCAAACCUUUCGCUACUAUUAUUUUCAGCCUUCUUCUUCUUCUCUCAAACCCAGAUCUGGGUUUUUCCCAAACCCAGAUCUAGGUUUUUCCCUUACCCAGAUUGGCCCGAGAAGAUGAUAGGCUCGAGAAGAUGACCUGAUGAUAGGUCAUCAAGUCCAGAGGUAGGCAGCAACAAGCGAAAGUACGAGGACCAGACCCCUCCGUCGUCCAGUGGAAGGAGGCCCACCGGCUUCUCAUCUCUAGAUUUGGUGCCUCGCUCUUACAAUAGCGUUCCACCGCCUCUCGAUGGCAUUAAGAUGGCUAAGCAGCGUGCUCAAGAGGUCACGGCUCGCCUCACUGCUGCAUCUACUCUUGCUGACGCCAAGCGUCCUCGCGUCGAGAACGGUUCUAGCGAUUUUGAUAACGAAAAGGCUUUAGUCCUGCUCCAUCUGGCAUUGUCUUCCAGCUCUUGCUCAUUCUCUACUUAUAAUUUCUUCUACUCUUCCCAUUUAUCAUAUGUGUUUUUAUUGAUAGUGUCAGUUGAUUGAUUGAAUCUUACUAGUUUUUUGCAUUUGAAGCUUUAGUUAGUGUCUAUCACAAACGUGCAUUAUUUUUUUUCCUGGAUUAAGGAAUUUUGUUUAUUAGCUACUAAUUAUAAAUUCUGCUGGUUUCAUUCGAUUGUUUUUUAUUGUAUGAGUGAAGUGCUUUACUCUUGCUAGGUUGCUGUCUGAGAUAGAGAAGAGGGGUGGAAUGAUAGGUCCGCAGCAGAUGAUAGGUCCGCAGAUGUGCCUUGUUUAAUAUAAUGGAAUGAUUUGU